Molecule: messenger RNA, 1782 nt
Organism: Arachis stenosperma
Lineage: Eukaryota; Viridiplantae; Streptophyta; Magnoliopsida; Fabales; Fabaceae
Exons: 3
Coding region: 351-1556 (401 amino acids)
Source: RefSeq, a predicted model, not a curated record
AAAGCGUCCAAAAACCAAAAAAGAUUAAAAAAAAAAACAAAUAAAAACAUUUUCACCCGCUUCUGACGGUGAACUCGCCGGAGAGAUGAACAUUCCGGCGAUUUCUUCUUCCUUCCAGUUGAACAAUGCACGUUUCUCCGAUCAUCGCCGCCAUGUUUUCCACGAAAACCUUGACCUCGAAAAACACUUCUUCACCUCCUUCGUCUUCUCUACUCGCUUAGUCUAGAAGUUAUUCCAUACUUCUUCUCUGAAAAUGGAACAAACACGAUAGAGUAGUUGUAUAUAGAGAGUGAGAAUUUUUCAGGGAUUUCUUUUCUACCAUUUUGUCUUUUCUAUUGUUUUUCUUAGCCAUGCCUCCGAUGAAGAUCCAACCUAUUGACAUCGAUUCUCAGAAGCUGAAGGAAGCGGUGGUGGUUCGAAACGACGCCGUCAAGCCGGUUUUGAAGUUGCGGCUUAAGAGGCUGUUCGUGUUCGACCGGCAGUUAUCGAGCGUGUUGAGAAACUCCUCCUCGUCGGAGAAACAAGUCAUCGCCGCGGCCGGCGAAGCUCCUCCUUCCAUCAGAGAGUCGGCCGGGGAAGGAACGGUGACGGAGUUCGAGCCUAGCUCCGUUUGCUUGGCGAAAAUGGUUCAGAGCUUCAUCGAAGACAGCAGCGAGAAGCCGGCAGCAGCGAAAUGCGGCCGCAACCGCUGCAACUGCUUCAACGGCAACAACAACAGCGAUAGCUCCGACGAGGAACUGGACGUGUUCGGUGAAUCAAUCAACUCCGGUUCAUUCGGGGACGCCAGCGACGCUCUCAAGAGUCUGAUUCCUUGCGCUAGUGUUGUGGAGCGAAACCUUUUAGCUGACACAUCGAAGAUCGUUGAGAAGAAUACCAAGGUCUUCAAACGAAAAGACGAUUUGAGAAAGAUCGUUACGGAAAGCCUUGCCUCUCUUGGCUACGAUUCUUCCGUGUGCAAAUCUAAAUGGGAAAAAACCGUAUCAUAUCCCGCUGGUGAAUAUGAAUACAUCGAUGCGAUUGUGGAAGGUGAGAGGUUGAUAAUUGACAUCGAUUUCCGAUCUGAGUUCGAGAUUGCUCGAUCGACGGGGACUUAUAAGGCGAUACUUCAGUCUUUGCCGUACAUCUUCGUCGGAAAAUCCGAUCGUCUCUGUCAGAUCGUCGCCGCCGUGUCGGAGGCGGCGAAGCAGAGCUUGAAGAAGAAAGGUAUGCACGUUCCGCCGUGGAGGAAGGCGGACUACAUGCUCGCCAAGUGGCUCUCCAGUUCCUGCACUAGGGCGAGUCGUCCUCUGCCGCCGACGCCGCCUCCGUCCUCCGCCAUCGAAGACGCCACGAGGAAUCUAAGCGACGGCGCUGCGACUGAGAGUGAGUGUGGCGAGUUUGAACUGAUCUUCGGCGAGAAGACAUCGUCGCCGGAGGCGAAGGCUGUUUCCUGUGAGAAGAGCCUACCGACAAUGGAGACGCCCACGUGGCAGCCGCCGGCGGUGAAAGUGAAGAGUGUUGAGAGAGGAACCAAGGUGGUCACCGGAUUAGCCUCUCUUCUCAGGGAUAAACCAUAGGAGAAAAUUUUGCACCUUUUUCUCCCUUUUUUUUAAUGGUUAAUUAAAAGGAAAAAAGAAAAGUACAAAAAAACAAAACUUGGAUAAGAGCAACAAUUUUUUUUUUCAACAAAUUUUCUCUGUUUUCCCCUUCUGUUUACUUUGCAAAAGAGACUCUUGUAAGAAGCAAUUCUCUGUAAUAAAAGAGCUGAAAAAGAAAAGAAGAGUAAAUAUUUAUUGACAAAAA